AUGGCAGCAGGACCAUUCAUCAUCAACUGCUCGCAGCCCGUCAACGACAAGAUCUUCGACAUCCAGGCCUUCGAGAAGUUCCUGCACGACCGCAUCAAAGUCGAUGGCCGCACCGGAAACCUCGGCGACACGAUCCAGAUCUCGCAGCAGGCCGAUGGCAAGAUCGAGGUCAUUGCGCACCAGGAGUUCUCUGGCCGCUACCUCAAAUAUCUGACCAAGAAGUUCCUCAAGAAGCAGCAGCUUCGCGACUGGCUCCGCGUCGUUUCCACCUCCAAGGGCGUGUACGAACUCCGCUUCUUCAACGUUGUCAACGACGAGGCGGACGAGGAUGAGGACUAGAUACCGCACUGCGGAUACUUGGGAUGACUUGCAUGGAGUCGGAGGCUCGAAAAGCGGAUUGGGCAGUGGUUUUCUAGAGGGCACAUAGAGCAAUUUCAAAUGCGAUUGCCGAUACCCUCUUGUUUCGUUCCGUGUUUGAAUUUGGAUAGCAUACACUUCGCGUUGUGUUAACAGGACGUUUAGGUACGGAGCAGACUCCGUCUCACCCCUUAACGCCGCUAUCUCCUCUACAGCCCGAAGCCUCAUGAUACCCUCCAAUAGUAAAUCACCGGGCUCGUACUUAGCCCUCGAAUAGGUAUAACAUAGCAGUCGCCUUCCAAUGUAUGCAUCGCUAAGACCGAC
This is a messenger RNA of Trematosphaeria pertusa, 681 nucleotides long. RefSeq names its product 60S ribosomal protein L22. Gene Ontology annotation, biological process: cytoplasmic translation. The transcript has 3 exons. The record is from RefSeq and is a predicted model, not a curated record. Gene Ontology annotation, cellular component: ribosome. Bases 1 to 339 code for a protein of 112 amino acids. Gene Ontology annotation, molecular function: structural constituent of ribosome; RNA binding. Lineage: Eukaryota; Fungi; Ascomycota; Dothideomycetes; Pleosporales; Trematosphaeriaceae.